AAACUGGAAAAAAGCAGCGAAGAAGAAGAAAGCAACAAAAUCAUUACCUACUGUACUGCAACAACAGUCACGCAUGUCACUGUCCCAAGUUUGGGAAAGGUCAAGCACGGCCCCUGUCCUAUCCUCUGCACAUGCUCGCUGCUUCUCAUCCCUCUUUUUCCUCGAUUAUCCUCUUCUUCUACGCCCCCUCUCUAGCCGUUGCAUAUCUGUGUACUGGGCAGCUCUUGUUUUCUCCACAGACGGCAAAAUGGCACUUCCCAAGAUCGUGUCGGUGGCCGCCCUGGUGCUGUUGGUUGCGGCCGUCGGAGGGGUGGAAGUCACGCGUCUGCGGCCGUGUGAUUUUCCGGCGAUCUACAACUUCGGCGACUCCAACUCCGACACCGGCGGCAUUUCAGCGGCGUUUGAGCCCAUUCGUGCACCCUACGGCGAGAACUUCUUCCGGAAGCCUGCCGGCAGAGAUUGCGACGGCCGCCUCAUCGUAGACUUCAUAGCUGAGCAUUUGAGGUUGCCGUACUUGAGCGCGUACUUGAAUUCACUCGGAACUAGUUACCGGCACGGCGCCAAUUUCGCGACAGGGGGCUCGACCAUUCGGCGCCAGAACGAGACCAUAUUCGAGUAUGGGAUAAGCCCCUUUUCUCUUGAUAUGCAGGCCGUCCAGUUUGAUCAGUUCAAAGCCCGAACUGCCGAUCUCUACAAUGAAGCCACCGCCGACAGAUCCAAGCUCCCAGAACCUCAGGAAUUCUCCAAGGCACUCUACACGCUCGAUAUUGGGCAGAAUGAUCUGUCCGUGGGGUUUCGGAAACUGAGUAACGAUCAGCUUCGAGCCGCAAUGCCGGACAUAGUUGAGAAGUUUGCUUCGGCUGUUCAAAAUCUGUAUCAGCAAGGGGCGAGGUCAUUCUGGGUACACAACACGGGGCCAAUCGGGUGCUUGCCAGUGGCCACCAUGUACAUCCGCAACCCGCCGCCGGGUUUUCUGGACCAGUUCGGCUGCAUAAAGGGCCAGAACGAGAUGGCCAUGGAGUUCAACCGGCAGCUCAAGGACAGAGUCCGGAAGCUCAGGGCAGAGCUUCCGCACGCCGCCCUGAUAUACGUCGACGUUUACACCGCCAAGUAUGGCCUGAUCAGCGACACCAAGAACCAAGGAUUUACCGAUCCGAUCAAGAUAUGCUGCGGCCAUCACGAGAACGACGUGAACGUGUGGUGCGGGCAGAGGGGUGUGUUCAAUGGCACUGAAGUGUAUGGGGCUUCAUGCGCGACUCCUUCCACAUACAUCAGCUGGGAUGGAGUUCACUACUCCGAGGCUGCUAAUCAUUGGGUUGCCAAUCGGAUUCUCAAUGGAUCCUUGUCGGAUCCGCCUGUUCCUGUCACCCAUGCCUGUUACCAGCACGCCGCCUUAUGAUUCACAGGAUCUCAAAGACUUUUCGUUAGUAUUAGAUCAAGAGAGAGCGAUGAGGAGGGCUUUGGAUAAGCCAAUUUUCUACAUGAUUACUUGUCUUCAUGCGUUACCAUUGCUAUACCUACUAGUUGAAUAGAACAAUGAACAUUGCAAUGAUAAUAAAACGGGAUUUGCCUGAUCCUAUUGGGACACCGUUCAAUUUUGACCA
Messenger RNA from Diospyros lotus (date-plum), 1604 nucleotides. Its product is annotated as GDSL esterase/lipase At5g14450-like. The transcript is spliced from 5 exons. NCBI's taxonomy places the organism in Eukaryota, Viridiplantae, Streptophyta, Magnoliopsida, Ericales, Ebenaceae. Gene Ontology annotation, molecular function: hydrolase activity, acting on ester bonds. The record is from RefSeq and is a predicted model, not a curated record. Bases 74 to 1399 code for a protein of 441 amino acids.